UUUUAGGCAAUUUGUCUCUAAGUGUCAGGCUAAAGUAACGGUUAUUUUCUCUUUGUGGCUGAGCAUUUGCGGUGGAAGUAUAGCUCUGCACACCAAUUAAAGUGAUAUAAGGCUGAAAAGCAGGAAAACUUUUUUAAAAAGCAGCAGCGCAAUUCUUUCAAAAGUGGAUGGGGUGGAAAAGGAGAAGGGGGGCGUCUGUUGGCAAGGCAGGCAGCUGCUUAACCACCUAUAUGCUAACAAGCCUUGCUGCCAGGUUCCUGAGGGGUCCUAACUGGGAAAAAUUAAAACCAAACCUCAGAUGCGUGUGUCUCAGCUUGCGGAAUUCUAGUUUUCCAGUUAGUCCCGAGAACGGACAGGAAAUGACCCCUCUCCAAAGUGCUUCUCUUAAAACAAACAGUACAGCCUGAAGCUAUCCGGUCUCUCUGUCUGUUCCUCCCUCUCCUGCUGUAGUGCAGCGGGGCUGCUCAGCAGUUCUCAACGUGUGCCGUGUGUCUGCUGCUAGGAUUGGAUACUGGGUAGCUGGCAGUGUAUACAGAGCAUCGCAGUCCAUGUGCUCUGUAUGGAUGUUGAUGUUGCGCUGUGUAGCUUGAACCUCGGCGAGCAGGCAAGAUGUCCAGCACACCUCAUGAUCCUUUCUACUCCUCUCCUUUUGGACCUUUUUACAGGAGACACACGCCAUACAUGGUACAGCCAGAGUAUCGGAUCUACGAGAUGAACAAACGGCUUCAGUCUCGGACUGAGGAAAGUGACAACUUAUGGUGGGAUGCCUUUGCAACAGAGUUUUUCGAAGACGAUGCCACAUUAACUCUUUCAUUCUGCUUGGAAGAUGGACCAAAGAGAUACACCAUUGGAAGAACUCUCAUUCCUCGAUAUUUCAGUACCGUCUUUGAAGGAGGUGUUACUGACUUGUACUACAUUCUCAAGCACUCGAAGGAGUCAUUCCACAACUCAUCCAUCACCGUGGACUGUGAUCAAUGCACCAUGGUCACUCAGCAUGGAAAACCAAUGUUUACAAAGGCACAAGACCCUCAGGUGUUAGAGCAGCUGUCAAAAAACAUCACCCGAAUGGGUCUGACAAACUUCACCCUCAACUACCUCAGGUUGUGUGUCAUACUGGAGCCUAUGCAGGAGCUGAUGUCCAGGCACAAAACCUACAAUCUGAGCCCACGAGACUGUCUGAAAACCUGCUUGUUCCAGAAGUGGCAAAGAAUGGUGGCUCCUCCAGCAGGACAUCCACAGAACUUCAAAACGGAAAUUUUCCCUACAAAUCACAAAAAAGCCGAACCAACAAGACAAACAACAACAAAGAGGAGAAAACGGAAGAACUCAGCCAGCAGCGCUUCCAACAGCAGUGUGGGCAACAAUGCCAACAGCAACAGCAAGAAGCGAAGCCCGGCCAGUAACUUCAGCCUCUCCAGUCAGGUACCUGACGUGAUGGUGGUGGGAGAGCCCACACUCAUGGGCGGGGAGUUCGGGGACGAAGACGAGCGACUCAUCACGAGGCUGGAGAACACCCAGUACGAUGCCGCCAACGGUAUCGAUGACGAGGAAGACUUCAAUAACUCCCCCGCGCUGGGCAAUAACAGCCCCUGGAACAGCAAGCCACCCAAUACCCAGGACAGCAAGCCAGAAAGCACAGCUCCCCAGCCCUCCCAGUAGAGUCACCUUGAACCUCGGCCACUGGUGGCCUUUACUGCCAGGGCCGCUCUGAGUUCUGACAACACACUGUACUGGGUGUCACGUUUUGCGCUGUACAUGGUGUUACAAGGCUUCUUAAAGAUUUUACAAAUAAAUUCAUUUCCUUGUAAUGCUGAAAAUUUAAAAAGGGGACUGCAGUAUACAUAUUAUAAAUACACAUUUUUACAUGCCACUCAACAAACUGUUUAAUUUAGCUGGAAAAUAGAAGUACUUUCCCCCCUGUACUUACUGUACUGUACCCCAGCUGGGAGUCUUGUUUCUGAAGGCAGGACCUUGGAGUCUGAACAAACCAGCGGCCGCAGAAGUUUUGUGGUAAGUCCAGCACACACAUGCUCAUCUAAUACCAUCGUCUUGCUCUUGGGUGUAGCUCGUUUACUACUGCAGGUUAGUGUGGCUAUACAGUACCUUCAAUUCUUUCAGAGUCUUUUUUAACAGGAAUAUUAGAAAGGACCUCAGAAUAAAGGGUAAAAAUGUUUAAGAAUGUUGUUCUCAUAGUAUUCCAUUCAGAGGUUUAUUACACAGUACAGAAAAUCACAUUUUUAACAGGUUCUCAUUUUUAAGCUAGGAUCGUGUUUAUUUUGUAAAGGAAAAAGAGGAUUUCUUGAUUAUUUUCUUUGACAACGUGCUUCCAGUUUUACUGCAUUCAUCUUACUGGAUUACGUUUUUAACGAACUACAUUGUGACACUCGUGGAUUUAUUAGAAACUUCUUUGUAUUUUGUUUUUACAUUUAAUUCAACAUUAGUUUAUUUUGUUUCUGUCCCACUCCUCUCCAAUACACAUGGCAGUAUUUUACUAUGAUUUUGACCUUGUAACUAUCAAGUAAUCAUACGAGAGCACUGUAAAACAAACAUAAUGUCAGCAUCUUUGGUCAUCCUACAGUUUGAAAGGUUCCUUUGUAAACUGUUUUUCUUUGUAAAUCAGUCUUCAAACACAGUUUCCCAAACUGAUAUUGGUUAAAAGCCCAGUUUCAGAAAGCAAGCUUGAAUUGUUUUUAGUUACUUGUUUUUUUAGUUUUUCCCGUUAGUGAUCUGUACAUGUGAUUUUAUAGCAAAAGAAUCUGAAAGUGAUGCCAAAUUCUGAUAUUUGUUUGUUUUUAAACUAAUGGUUUGGAUUUGGAUUCUGAUAUUCACAAUGAAUGUUGCUUAGUUUUGCAACAUGUUCAUGUGAAUGAACCCAGAGAAAUCACGGGAACAUGUGAUUAUUUUCCAAAUGUUUUUGUUAGUGUCAUUGAUAUACUUAAUAAUGACUUGGACAGUGCUCUUCAGAAGACUGCCCAUGUGAGUCUGGCUUUGUCCUCAAAUACAUUGCAGGUUUUAAAACGUAAUUUAUUGUGUCCCUCAUAACAGCUAACCCAGUGUAUAGCCAGGCUAAGAGCUGUUCCACAGUCCAUGAAUCCUAGUCUGUUUCUGUCCUGUCUGCACUUUCAGGUAGCACUAUAGCAUGACUCUGCUCUUAAUUACACCUCAUCAAAUACCUGCUUCUCCCCUUCAUCACACCUGUCUCAGCUAUCAAUGAAUAAGAGUAUUGCUAGUUACAGCACCUCACCAGAUCAGUAUGAGUGCCCAGCCAAUUCAGCUCCUUGCCACUUGUUCAAAGCACAUUGAGUUGUGCGUUUUUGAGUCGCUUCUAUCCAUUUUUUGUAGUGCAAACAAGAAGACAGGUAUUUGAAAAGAGGUACUGUAAUUGUGAAAUAUUUUUGUUUUAAAGAGAUAAAUAAGUGACUUUCCUUGAAUCCUGUCCAUUUUAAACCUAUAAAUAAUGAGAGGUUCUGACCUUCAGUUUGGGACCACUGAUAAAAGGGUUGAAGCUUUGUAAAUAAGCUAAUGAUCCAGACAUUUUUAAAGCCAUGGCACUCAUUACUUACAAGACAGCUGCAUAUAAAGGCUUUUGUGUUUUUUUAUCGUACCUGAUUUGAAUCUGAUGUUUUAUUAGUCCUUAUCAGUAUUGUCAUUAACUCCAUGUUUGAUAUUUUUGCAAAGAGAAUCAGCUGUCUUUCUUCUUUUUUAUCUUUGUGUAUUUAUGUGAACAUUUGUAAGGAAACUAACAAAUUUCAGAAUUUGUUUCAUCUUCGUAUUAAUAUUGUUCAGCACAACAUGUAAAAUACUAGCAAAAUGUCUUUGUGUCAUUUCUGAUGUAUUUUAUGUAUGCUUUCUCAUUAUGUGUGCCAAUAAACUGUGGUUACAAGAGA
Molecule: messenger RNA, 3887 nt
Organism: Lepisosteus oculatus (spotted gar)
Lineage: Eukaryota; Metazoa; Chordata; Actinopteri; Semionotiformes; Lepisosteidae
Gene: ldb2a
Product: LIM domain binding 2a
Biological process (GO): negative regulation of transcription by RNA polymerase II; positive regulation of transcription by RNA polymerase II; nervous system development
Cellular component (GO): nucleus; transcription regulator complex
Molecular function (GO): LIM domain binding
Source: RefSeq, a predicted model, not a curated record